CCGGAGCGUGUGGUUUAGGGGAGCGGGUCGCCGAACCCCAGAGCAGCCGCCGCCAUGGCGGAUGUGACCGCCCGGAGCCUGCAGUACGAGUACAAGGCGAACUCGAAUCUUGUCCUCCAAGCUGACCGUUCUCUCAUUGACCGGACCUGCCGGGAUAAAACCACAGGAGAGGUGCUAUCCCUGGUUGGGAAGCUGGAGGGCACCCGGAUGGGAGAUAAGGCUCAACGGACCAGACCACAGAUGCAGGAGGAAAGAAGAGCCAAGCGAAGAAAGCGUGACGAGGACCGUCACGCCAUCAACAAGAUGAAGGGGUACACUCUGCUCUCGGAGGGCAUCGAUGAGAUGGUGGGCAUCAUCUAUAAGCCCAAAACCAAAAACACCCGGGAGAUUUACGAAGUGCUGCUCAGCUUCAUCCAGGCUGCCCUUGGGGACCAGCCCCGUGAUAUUCUUUGUGGGGCAGCUGAUGAAGUUCUAGCUGUCCUAAAGAAUGAAAAGCUUCGUGACAAGGAAAGGAGAAAGGAGAUUGAUCUGUUGCUGGGGCAGACAGAUGAUACCCGAUACCAUGUGCUGGUGAACUUGGGCAAGAAGAUCACAGACUAUGGUGGAGACAGGGAAAUCCAGAAUAUGGAUGACAACGUUGAUGAGACCUAUGGUGUGAAUGUCCAGUUUGAGUCUGAUGAGGAGGAAGGCGAUGAAGAUGUUUAUGGGGAGGUUCGAGAAGAGGCGUCCGAUGAUGACAUGGAAGGGGAUGAGGCUGUGGUGCGCUGCACCCUCUCAGCUAAUCUUGUAGCCUCUGGUGAACUGAAGGGUUCUAAGAAGAAGGAUUUGCACCCUCGGGACAUCGAUGCGUUUUGGCUGCAGCGGCAGCUCAGUCGCUUCUAUGAUGAUGCCAUUGUAUCGCAGAAGAAGGCAGACGAAGUGUUGGAAAUCUUAAAGACGGCCAGUGAUGACCGGGAGUGUGAGAACCAGCUGGUGCUCCUGCUCGGUUUCAAUACUUUCGAUUUAAUUAAUGUGCUGCGGCAGCACAGGAUGAUGAUUUUAUACUGCACCUUGCUGGCCAGUGCACAGAGUGAAGCUGAAAAGGAAAGGAUCAUGGGAAAGAUGGAAGCUGAUCCAGAGUUAUCUAAGUUCCUCUACCAACUUCACGAGACGGAGAAGGAGGAUCUGAUCCGGGUUCUGGACUUGGAGGACCUGGUUUUUACGCAAGGGAGUCACUUCAUGGCCAACAAACGCUGUCAGCUUCCGGAUGGAUCCUUUCGGCGCCAGCGUAAAGGCUACGAAGAGGUGCACGUGCCUGCUCUGAAGCCCAAGCCCUUCGGCUCUGAGGAACAACUGCUUCCAGUGGAGAAGCUGCCCAAAUACGCCCAGGCUGGAUUCGAGGGCUUCAAGACGCUGAACCGGAUCCAGAGUAAGCUCUACCGGGCCACCCUGGAGACAGACGAGAACCUGCUACUGUGCGCCCCCACUGGUGCCGGGAAGACCAACGUGGCCCUGAUGUGCAUGCUCCGCGAGAUCGGGAAGCACAUUAACCCCGACGGCACUAUCAACGUGGACAACUUCAAGAUCAUCUACAUCGCCCCGAUGCGCUCCCUGGUGCAGGAGAUGGUGGGCAGCUUUGGGAAGCGUCACAGGGCAGGGGGCCUGGCUCGUCACUGCUUCCUGUAUCAAGGCGUCUCUGCAGUGCCUCGGAUGGCGUUUCCACUUCAAAGGUGGUACUUGACCCAAGUACAGAGUGUUUCUGAACCAAGAAUGUCCUUGACCUAUUCUGGCCUUUACAAGGGUGUGUCGUCUUUCUGUCACCCUCUGCAUAGCAAUUCUCCAGUUCUCCUGGGCGCUGUUGGAGUAGCUCUGUGGCCCUUGAGCGCCACCCUCCCCAACUACGAAGAUGUGGCCACAUUUCUGCGUGUUGAUCCUGCCAAGGGCCUCUUCUACUUCGACAAUAGCUUCCGCCCAGUGCCUCUGGAACAGACCUACGUAGGCAUCACAGAGAAAAAAGCUAUCAAGCGUUUCCAGAUCAUGAAUGAAAUAGUCUACGAGAAGAUCAUGGGACAUGCGGGGAAAAAUCAGGUGCUGGUGUUUGUCCACUCCCGGAAGGAGACUGGGAAGACGGCCAGGGCCAUUCGGGACAUGUGCCUGGAGAAGGACACUCUGGGUCUGUUUCUGAGAGAGGGCUCCGCCUCCACAGAAGUCCUUCGGACGGAGGCAGAGCAGUGCAAGAACCUGGAGCUGAAGGAUCUGCUGCCCCAUGGCUUUGCUAUUCAUCAUGCGGGCAUGACCAGAGUGGACAGGACACUCGUAGAGGACCUUUUUGCUGAUAAACACAUUCAGGUUUUAGUUUCCACAGCAACUCUGGCUUGGGGUGUGAAUCUCCCCGCACAUACAGUCAUCAUCAAAGGCACCCAGGUGUAUAGUCCAGAGAAGGGGCGCUGGACAGAGUUGGGAGCACUGGACAUUCUGCAGAUGCUGGGACGAGCCGGAAGACCCCAGUAUGACACCAAGGGCGAAGGCAUCCUCAUCACAUCGCAUGGGGAGCUUCAGUACUACCUGUCCCUCCUCAACCAGCAGCUUCCUAUUGAGAGCCAGAUGGUGUCAAAGCUGCCUGACAUGCUCAACGCGGAAAUCGUGCUGGGAAAUGUCCAGAAUGCAAAGGAUGCAGUGAACUGGCUGGGCUAUGCCUACCUGUAUAUCCGAAUGCUCCGGUCCCCAACCCUCUACGGCAUCUCUCAUGACGACCUCAAGGGAGACCCCCUGCUGGACCAGCGCCGGCUGGACCUGGUGCAUACUGCUGCCUCGAUGCUGGAUAAGAACAACCUGGUCAAGUAUGAUAAGAAGACAGGCAACUUCCAGGUGACAGAACUGGGCCGUAUAGCCAGCCACUACUACAUCACCAACGACACCGUGCAGACCUACAACCAGCUGCUGAAGCCCACUCUGAGCGAGGCUGAGCUCUUCAGAGUCUUCUCGUUGUCCUCAGAGUUCAAGAACAUCACUGUGAGAGAGGAGGAGAAGCUGGAACUGCAGAAGCUGUUGGAGAGGGUGCCCAUUCCCGUAAAGGAGAGCACUGAGGAGCCCAGUGCGAAGAUCAACGUGCUCCUCCAAGCCUUCAUCUCACAGCUGAAACUGGAGGGCUCGGCACUGAUGGCUGACAUGGUGUACGUCACACAGUCGGCGGGCCGGUUGAUGCGGGCCAUCUUUGAAAUUGUCCUGAACCGCGGUUGGGCACAGCUUACAGACAAGACCCUGAAUCUCUGCAAGAUGAUCGAUAAACGCAUGUGGCGGUCCAUGUGUCCGCUGCGUCAGUUCCGCAAACUCCCUGAGGAAGCAGUGAAGAAGAUUGAGAAGAAAGAAUUCCCCUUUGAGCGUCUGUAUGACCUGAAAGACGUUGAGAUAGGGGAGCUCAUCCGCAUGCCGAAGAUGGGCAAGACCAUCCACAAAUACGUCCACCUGUUCCCCAAGUUGGAGCUGUCGGUGCACCUGCAACCCAUCACGCGCUCCACCCUGAAGGUGGAGCUGACCAUCACGCCAGACUUCCAGUGGGAUGAAAAGGUCCAUGGUUCGUCCGAGGCAUUCUGGAUUCUGGUGGAGGAUGUGGACAGUGAGGUGAUACUGCACCAUGAGUAUUUUCUACUCAAGGCCAAGUAUGCCCAGGAUGAGCACCUCAUUACGUUCUUUGUGCCUGUCUUUGAACCACUGCCCCCUCAGUACUUCAUCCGAGUGGUGUCUGACCGCUGGCUCUCUUGUGAGACCCAGCUUCCGGUCUCUUUCCGAUACCUGAUCCUGCCAGAGAAGUACCCACCUCCCACUGAACUUCUGGACCUGCAGCCCUUGCCCGUGUCUGCCUUGAGAAACAGCACCUUCGAGAGCCUUUACCAAGGUAAAUUUCCUUUCUUCAACCCCAUCCAGACCCAAGUGUUUAACACAGUGUACAACAGUGAUGACAACGUGUUUGUGGGAGCACCCACCGGCAGCGGGAAGACCAUCUGUGCGGAGUUCGCCAUCCUGCGCAUGCUGCUGCAGAGCUCGGAGGGGCGCUGUGUCUACAUCACCCCCGUGGAGGCGCUGGCAGAGCAGGUGUACAGGGACUGGUACAAGAAGUUCCAGGACCGGCUCAGCAAGAAGGUGGUGCUUCUGACGGGCAAGACCAGCACAGACCUCAAGCUUCUGGGCAAAGGCAACAUCAUCAUCAGUACCCCUGAGAAGUGGGACAUCCUCUCUUGGCGCUGGAAGCAGCGCAAGAACGUCCAGAACAUCAGCCUCUUCGUGGUGGAUGAGGUCCACCUCAUCGGGGGCGAGAAUGGGCCUGUUUUGGAAGCGAUCUGCUCCCGGAUGCGCUAUAUCUCCUCCCAGACCGAGCGGCCCAUUCGCAUUGUGGCACUCAGCUCCUCGCUCUCAAACGCUAAGGAUGUGGCCCACUGGCUGGGGUGCAGUGCCACGUCCACUUUCAACUUCCACCCGAAUGUGCGCCCUGUGCCCUUGGAGCUGCACAUCCAGGGCUUUAACAUCAGCCACACACAGACUCGCCUGCUGUCCAUGGCCAAGCCCGUGUACCAUGCAAUCACCAAGCACUCGCCCAAGAAGCCUGUCAUCGUUUUUGUGCCGUCCCGCAAGCAGACCCGCCUCACUGCAGUCGACGUCCUCAGCACGUGUGCAGCGGACAUCCAGCGGCAGAGGUUCUUGCACUGCACCGAGAAGGACCUGAUCCCAUAUCUGGAGAAGCUGAGCGACAACACGCUCAGGGAGACGCUGUUGAACGGUGUGGGCUACCUGCACGAGGGGCUCAGCCCCGUGGAGCGGCGCCUGGUGGAGCAGCUCUUCAGCUCAGGGGCCAUCCAGGUGGUGGUCGCUUCUCGGAGUCUCUGCUGGGGCAUGAGCGUGGCCGCCCACCUGGUGAUCAUCAUGGACACCCAGUACUACCAUGGCAAGAUUCACGCGUACGUGGACUACCCCAUCUAUGACGUGCUUCAGAUGGUGGGGCGUGCCAACCGACCUCUGCAGGAUGACGAGGGGCGCUGUGUCAUCAUGUGUCAGGGCUCCAAAAAGGAUUUCUUCAAGAAGUUCUUAUACGAGCCCUUGCCAGUGGAGUCUCACCUGGACCAUUGCAUGCAUGACCACUUCAACGCUGAGAUUGUCACCAAGACCAUGGAGAACAAGCAGGACGCCGUGGACUACCUCACCUGGACCUUUCUGUACCGCCGCCUGACACAGAACACCAACUACUACAACCUGCAGGGCAUCUCCCACCGCCACCUGUCUGACCACUUGUCGGAGCUGGUGGAGCAGACCCUGAGUGACCUGGAGCAGUCCGAGUGCAUCAGCAUAGAGGACGAGAUGGACGUGGCACCUCUGAACCUGGGCAUGAUCGCCGCCUACUAUUACAUCAACUACACAACCAUAGAGCUCUUCAGCAUGUCCCUAAAUGCCAAGACCAAGGUACGGGGGCUCAUCGAGAUCAUCUCCAAUGCGGCCGAGUACGAGGACAUUCCCAUCCGGCACUGUGAGGACAACCUCCUGCGGCAGUUGGCUCAGAAGGUCCCGCACAAGCUGAACAACCCUAAGUUUAAUGACCCACAUGUCAAGACCAACCUGCUCCUGCAGGCUCACCUGUCCCGCAUGCAGCUGAGUGCUGAGCUGCAGUCGGAUACCGAGGAGAUCCUUAGCGAGGCGAUCCGGCUCAUCCAGGCCUGUGUGGACGUCCUCGCCAGCAAUGGGUGGCUCAGUCCUGCUCUGGCAGCCAUGGAACUGGCCCAGAUGGUCACCCAAGCCAUGUGGCCCAAGGACCCAUACCUGAAGCAGCUGCCACACUUCACCUCAGAGCACAUCCAACGCUGCACAGACAAGGGAGUGGAGAGUGUUUUCGACAUCAUGGAGCUGGAGGAUGAAGAGCGAAAUGCGCUGCUUCGGCUGUCUGACGGCCAGAUGGCGGACGUGGCCCGCUUCUGCAACCGCUACCCGAAUAUCGAGCUCUCUUACGAGGUGGUGGAUAAGGACGGCAUCCGCAGUGGCGGGCCCGUGGUGGUGCUGGUACAGCUGGAGCGAGAGGAGGAGGUCACAGGUCCCGUGAUGGCACCUCUCUUCCCACAGAAACGUGAAGAGGGCUGGUGGGUGGUGAUCGGAGAUGCCAAGUCCAAUAGCCUCAUCUCCAUCAAGAGGCUGACCCUGCAGCAGAAGGCCAAGGUGAAGCUUGACUUCGUGGCCCCGGCCACUGGUGCCCACAGCUACACUCUGUACUUCAUGAGUGACGCUUACAUGGGAUGUGACCAGGAAUACACAUUCCGUGUGGAUGUGAAAGAAGCUGAGACAGACAGCGACUCGGAUUGAGUGCAGAGGCCUUUGCCUUUGCAUAGAGUUGAAACUUGUACAGUUGAACGGGAUCACAGCUAUGGAGACCAGGUCUGUUGGCUGGGAGAACUGGCAGUCAACGCAGGUGCCGUCCCAGCCCACCUCCAGUUUUCCGCUUGCUACCUUGCCAUCCAAACUUUGGAUCCAGUGUCUGUAGGUGUCGUGUAGCUGUUCAGCAUAAACUGUACAGCAUUUGUAUGCAUGUUCUUGGUAGUUCUUUGAUUACAGAAUCAGACAUUCUAAUAAAACAAGUUGGAGAAACCAAAAAAACAAACAAA
This is a messenger RNA of Myotis brandtii (Brandt's bat), 6617 nucleotides long. Its product is annotated as U5 small nuclear ribonucleoprotein 200 kDa helicase-like. The record is from RefSeq and is a predicted model, not a curated record. Gene Ontology annotation, molecular function: ATP binding; nucleic acid binding. NCBI's taxonomy places the organism in Eukaryota, Metazoa, Chordata, Mammalia, Chiroptera, Vespertilionidae. Gene Ontology annotation, cellular component: nucleus.